UGGUCCUUUCAAAGCCGAGUGCAGCACCGUGUACACAUACGUCGUUCACCAAUCGAUGCACACACAGGAGUCUGAAAACAGCAAUAACGCUAACACCAUGAGUUUCACAAUCGAAGAGAGAGGAAAUCCAAACACCCUGAGUUACAGAGUGUAUUUCAAAAACUCUGAUGGGAAGUACAUCUCACCAUUCCAUGACAUACCUCUGUAUGCUGAUGAAAGCCAGAAUAUUUUCCAUGUAGUCAUUGAGGUACCUAGAUGGACAAACGCAAAGAUGGAGAUUGCCACCAAAGAUCCUCUCAACCCUAUAAAACAAGAUGUGAAGAAGGGAAAUCUGCGGUAUGUGGCUAACGUUUUCCCUCACAAAGGAUACAUCUGGAACUAUGGAGCCAUCCCUCAGACAUGGGAAGACCCAGGGCACAAAGAUGGAGAUACCGGCUGUUGUGGUGACAAUGAUCCAAUUGAUGUCUGUGAAAUUGGCAGCAAGGUAUGCUCAAGAGGGGAGGUCAUCAAAGUUAAGGUGUUGGGUGUGUUGGCAAUGAUUGAUGAAGGGGAAACUGAUUGGAAAGUUAUAGCAAUCAAUGUUGAUGACCCUGAGGCGAAGGACUUCAACAAUAUUGAAGAUGUCCGAAAGCUGAAGCCAGGCUAUCUUGAAAAUACAGUGGACUGGUUUAGACGCUACAAAGUGCCCGAUGGAAAGCCUGAAAAUCAGUUUGCUUUCAAUGGAGACUUUAAAGACAAGGACUUUGCUAUUGAGACAAUCAAGAGCACUCAUGCCUUUUGGAAGAAUCUCAUCUCUCAGCCGACUAAUGCAGGGGGGUUAAGCUGUAAAAACACGUGUUUCUCUGAAGAUGGGAGCCCGAACUGUUGCUCCAGCAGUGAAGCCCAAGCCGUUGUUGAUGCUAAUUGCCCCUGUGGAAAAGAAGAACCCAUUCCAUGUUCAGUUGAUAAAUGGUUUUACUAUAAGAAGUAAAUGAAGAAGAGCACUUCGGGGGAACACAAAUUGGUUCAAUAGAUGUACUUGAAAGUAGAUUUAUGAAUCUAUAUAGAAUUGAACAUUGAAUGAUAAACAUAUCAUUUCUUUAGAUAUGCUGUAAGAGAGACAGGAGAUUAGCCAAUUCUGAAAAAUGUAAUAAUAGUUUUCAUUUUAUUUAACUUGCAUAAUUAAGCUGUUUACCAGCACAGAUAGGCUAAUGCACUCUGGAUCAAGCUGGCACUCUGUAAGAGACUCUUAAUUGCUUUAUUAAAGACUUUCUUUUGA
Alosa alosa (allis shad) is the source of this 1258-nucleotide messenger RNA. RefSeq names its product inorganic pyrophosphatase-like. Gene Ontology annotation, biological process: phosphate-containing compound metabolic process. Gene Ontology annotation, cellular component: cytoplasm. The coding region runs from base 56 to 970 and encodes 304 amino acids. The transcript has 11 exons. The record is from RefSeq and is a predicted model, not a curated record. Gene Ontology annotation, molecular function: magnesium ion binding; inorganic diphosphate phosphatase activity. NCBI's taxonomy places the organism in Eukaryota, Metazoa, Chordata, Actinopteri, Clupeiformes, Clupeidae.